AAUGCUAUGGUUGUUCGGAAAUUCUUCGAAUUCACGAUCUUAAAGUCAUAUGAUUCACAGCAAAUAUAGCAACAAAUAUCUCAAUUGGUAUUUUCCAAAGCCACGAAACGUGCAUUGAGUUUGGAGCGAUAUCUGAAGUGAAGAUUGAAGACGUGAUAGAAGAUGGACGACUACUGCUAUGCUAAGAUGGCGACGUCCGCUAAAAGAGAACAUGAAAGAGAAUCAGCGCCACCAACUUCCAGCAAAUCACCAACGGAGAUAAAGACGAAAGAUGAAGACGUCCAGCAGCUGAUCGGUAAUCCAGAAGAAGUUUCCCAUCAGUUAGGGGGGAGCUCCACUUUGAAGCAGGAGACUCCACAACCACCCUGCAUUAAAAAGGAAGAGGAGGAACUCUGCAUCACUCAGGAGGGAGAGUGUCUUCUAGGACGAGAGGAAGCUGAUUACACCAAGUUUCCACUGAGUAUUCUCUCUGUGAAGACUGAAGAUGAUGAAGAGAAACCACAAGUAGACAACCUCUUAGCUCCACUAUCAGAUAGUAAGGUUGAAAACGAUGUUGAAUUCUCUGUGAAGACUGAAGAUGAUGAAGAGAAACCACAAGUAGACAACUUCUUAGCUCUACUAUCAGAUAGUAAGGUUGAAAACGAUGUUGAAUUCUCUGUGAAGACUGAAGAUGAUGAAGAGAAACCACAAGUAGACAACCUCUUAGCUCCACUAUCAGAUAGUAAGGUUGAAAACGAUGUUGAAUUCUCUGUGAAGACUGAAGAUGAUGAAGAGAAACCACAAGUAGACAACCUCUUAGCUCCACUAUCAGAUAGUAAGGUUGAAAACGAUGUUGAAUUCUCUGUGAAGACUGAAGAUGAUGAAGAGAAACCUCAAGUAGACAACCUCUUAGCUCCACUAUCAGAUAGUAAGGUUGAAAACCAUGUUGAAUUCUCUGUGAAGACUGAAGAUGAUGAAGAGAAACCUCAAGUAGACAACCUCUCAGCUCCACUAUCAGAUAGUGAGGCUGAAGACGAGCUUGAAGAACCUUUGAGCAGCGAUACAGACUGUGAAGGUGAUAUGAGGACUCACACUGACAACAAGCACUCUGAAUGCUCUACAAAGAAGAGAGGUAAAACAUGUUUGAGCUGCUCAGUUUGUGCUGAAGGUUUUACUAAAAAGAGCCGUUUGACUCAACACAUGAGAACACAUACAGGUGAAAAACCAUUUAAAUGUUCAGUUUGUGGCAAAAGCUUUUCUGUUAAGGGGUAUUUGACUGAACACAUGAGAACACACGCAGGUGAAAAACCCUUUAGUUGUUCAGUUUGUGGCAAAAGCUUUUCUGUUAAGAGGUAUUUGACUGAACACAUGAGAACACACACAGGUGAAAAACCAUUCAGUUGUUCAAUUUGUGGCGAAAGCUUUUCACAAAAGGGCUCUUUGACUAAACACAUGAGAACACACACAGGUGAAAAACCAUUUAGUUGUUCAGUUUGUGGCAAAAGUGUUUCUGUUAAGAACACAUUGACUGAACACAUGAGAACACACACAGGUGAAAAACCAUUUAUUUGUUCAGUUUGUGGCGAAUGCUUUUCUGUUAAGAGGUAUUUGACUGAACACAUGAGAACACACACAGGUGAAAAACCAUUCACUUGUUCAAUUUGUGGCGAAAGCUUUUCACAAAAGGGCUCUUUGACUAAACACAUGAGAACACACACAGGUGAAAAACCAUAUCGUUGUUCAGUUUGUGGCAAAAGUGUUUCUGUUAAGAACACAUUGACUGAACACAUGAGAACACACACUGGACUAAGACCAUUUAAUUGUUCAGUUUGUGGGAAAAGCUUUCCUAAUAACAGCUCUUUGUGUCGACACAUGAGAACACACACUGGAGAAAAAACAUUUAGUUGUUCAGUGUGCUGUAAAAGGUUCCCACGUAAUGUAGACGCAGUAAAACACAUAAGAACACACAAGGGAAAAUAACCAAUUAGCUGUUUAGUUUGUGGUAUGUUGCUCAUAUGUGGUGACAUCCACCCUACCCAGGACCUCCUCACUGCUUCUUUCACAAAUAUCUGAGGUAUUCAUACACACUUUGAUUAUUGGAAGCAUAAUUUUAUCUAACUGCCAACUUUUACUCCUCAGACUGAUUGAUGUGCAAAUCAGAGACAUAUGAACAAUUAACCCCCAACACCCACAACCCAACCCCCACCUCCCUCGACAUUCGGGCAUAACAGGUUCAAUCCGGCCCGCGAGAUGAGUUUGCGAAGUGUAAAAUUCAGCUGUAUUUAAAUGAAAUAAACUGCUGUUCUAAUUGUGUCCACUGGAUGUCGCAAUUCUGUUAGGCAAGCAAAUAGUUUAUACCGGUGCGAGCAAGUAUACCAAGCAAGAGGUACACGGUAAAGCGGGGCUGUGACUCCUCCCCCUCCACCCAACGUAAAACAGGAGUAAAAUAAGCAAUCAGUAACCCCACUUAAAAUGCAGCAUGAGACACUGCACACUGAUAUAGUUCUGUGAAAAUGAUUGUCUUCUGUGCAAAUGUAAAGAAAGUGAACAGUGUGUGAUUUACUGCAAUACUGUCAGUCUUUUCACUUUUUAUUUGUGCUUUGUUGAAAUUGUUCACACAUUGCACUGCUUUUAUUUUUCUAUCAAUACACAUUAUGUCUAGAAGACAGGAAGUAACUCAACACUCUUGAAUAGUUUCUACCUCAGUUUGUAUGGUUUGUUGAGUUAGCACAGGAUUAAUAUGUGGAAAUGACAAAUGAGGUAGUUGAUACAUAGAAUAGUUUUUAUUCAUGCUUUAUUUUGUUUUUUGUUCAAUCCUAGAUGUGCUGUGACCUAAAGUUUAAUUGCUUUGUAGAAACACUGAGAUUAAGUCCAAAUUCAUUGUGUUUUUCAAGGUGUUUCUGAAAAUGUACCAUUUGUUUCCUCUAAAUGUUGAACUAACUUGAAGUGUUUUGUCAAGAUGAUUAUUUGUGAUGUGUACAUUUUUGUGCUUGUUCUAUUUUUGGCCAAAGUAAAACAAAGAAAACAAUCUGAAGUUGUCAUAGUUGUAUUUUUAAGUUAUGUUGCCAUGAUUUUACCCGUCCCGCCCACGUGGAAAUAGAUUUUCAAAACGGCCAAAACUGUCAGGUGC
Molecule: messenger RNA, 3109 nt
Organism: Entelurus aequoreus (snake pipefish)
Lineage: Eukaryota; Metazoa; Chordata; Actinopteri; Syngnathiformes; Syngnathidae
Product: oocyte zinc finger protein XlCOF6.1-like
Exons: 2
Coding region: 163-1959 (598 amino acids)
Biological process (GO): central nervous system development; regulation of transcription by RNA polymerase II
Cellular component (GO): nucleus
Molecular function (GO): RNA polymerase II cis-regulatory region sequence-specific DNA binding; DNA-binding transcription factor activity, RNA polymerase II-specific
Source: RefSeq, a predicted model, not a curated record